AAAAGCAGCUUUAUAGUAAAUCCUAUUUGGGACAAUCCAGGGAUUUCUGCCUGGUGAGUGGUGAUGAAACUUUUAAACUGACUUUUCAUUGGUUCAAAAGCAAAAGAGAACUAUCAGAUCUCAGCUUGAUCUGCCAGGAUCCUGAGCAAAAGAUUGUCUUCCCUGGAAAAGGUGCUGGACAAUAUGAGGACUUCCAAAGGAGUCUGUGGUCUUCUUCUUAUCUUGCUGGUGGCUGACUUGUUACCUAAUUCAUUGAGCGGCAACAACCCUCGCUACGAGAAAUUCCUGAACCAACACCGGGAUGAACCGAGGAGCAGCUUCCACGGCCGAUACUGCGACACCCUCAUGGGCAGUCGAGGCCUGACCAAACCUGAAUGCAAGGAAGUCAACACUUUUAUCCACGGCUCCAAAAGGCAGAUCCGGGCCGUAUGUGCUGAAGGAGGAGUGGCCUUGGGAGACCUCAGGCGUAGCCGGCGACACUUCAGGGUCACCACUUGCACCCUCAGGGGGGGUUCGACCCGCCCGCCUUGUGAGUACAAAGAGAGCACCUCUCCAAGGUAUAUCGUCAUUGGCUGUGAAGGAGGGUGGCCUGUUCACUACGAUGAAAGCCAGAUCAUGACCACCAUUUGACCAAAGAAGAAGAAACAGCAACAUGAUGUCUAGAUCACAUUGCUCUUCCUGUCCAGACUUGUGUGCAUCCUUGCUUUUUGUCCUUUAGUACCCCAAUCCCUAUGGAGCAAGAGAGACUAUCUGCAUGGGCCAAAUGGCAUGGGUUCCAACCAGCCUCAUGUUGUCUAGUUCAGACAAUGCAGGUCAAAACCACAGGGCAAGAUUAGGCCCAAAAGUGCCAUACCAGACAUGGAUCUGGAAGAUCUGGCCUGAUCCCAGGGUAAACAGCUGAUAUACUGAGAAAAUUAAAUCCUUCAUUUGCUGGAGAGAUUCCUGAAUACUCCACUGCAAAUCCCAGCUGUUUACACAGCCCCUGGCCUUCCUUACCUUGCUGUGCCAUUGCUCAUACUCAGAAGCCCCCUGUCACUGUAUCUAUCAUGGAAAUCGGGUGUCUGGCCAUGUGGGUACAAGUAGGUGCCCUAUUUCCACAUCAGGCAUGGUGAUGGAGGGCUUCUGAGUACAAGCAAUGGCAUGGCAAAGUAAGGAGCACUCACUGGUCCUGAGUCAGCACAGGGACAGACACCCACCUGUCCCUACUGAUCCAGGGACCGAUCUGGCUGAGCACCAAGGCCACAACAUCAUGUUUAGUCCAUGCUAUCCUGCCUAGCCCCUGAACAGUCAUUUAUAUAGCAGGCAUUGUGUAAGCAUCUGUAAUGGCUUUCCUUACACACUUCCCAUGUAACCCUUCCUUUCUCUUUAGUGAUAACCUUUCCAUUCUCUGGCCUCCCCCUUUGGUGUUAUUUCUCCCUCCCAAAUCAAAGUGUAGAUGGUAAUCUCAUUGGGCCAGGGUCUCACCUUUAAUGCUUAGUAAAAUGCUUAGAAAGGAAAGAAAG
Molecule: messenger RNA, 1502 nt
Organism: Sceloporus undulatus (fence lizard)
Lineage: Eukaryota; Metazoa; Chordata; Lepidosauria; Squamata; Phrynosomatidae
Product: angiogenin-like
Exons: 2
Coding region: 184-630 (148 amino acids)
Molecular function (GO): nucleic acid binding
Source: RefSeq, a predicted model, not a curated record